AAGAAUAAUAAAAAGAUUAUAAAAUCAAAUCAAAUAAAUAAUUUACAAUAUUAAAAAAAAAUAAAGAAAAAAUAAUCUUUUAAAAUAGUUUUUUUUUUUUUUUUUGUUAAAUAAUUUUUAUUAUUUAAUUUAUUUUAAUAAAUAUAAAAUAAAUGAAUAGUUCAAAUAAUAAUUAUAAUAAUAAUAUUCAGGAUCAAGAUGAUGAUAUAGAAAUAGAAAUCCCAAUCGAUGAAAUUAUUAUUGAGGAGGUUGAUGAUGAUCAGUUAUUGGAUGGUGAAAGCGAAAUAGAAAUACGAACACAACCAAUAGAUAAUAAUAAUAAUAAUAGUAAUAACAACAACAAUGGUAAUAAUAAAAUUGGGGAUAUCUAUGUAUCAAAUCCAAAUACACCAAGAAAUAAUAUUAGUUUAAAUAAAUCAAUUCCAAUAUCAAUUGGUGUUGGUGAUACAAACCAGGGAAAUUCAAAUUCAAAUUCAUCAGAAAGUAUCGAAGAUGAUGGUGCAAAUGAAAAAGUUAAAAAGAGUAAAAAGGAUAAGAAGGAUGGUGAAAAAGAAACCGAAAAUCAAGAUAUAGUUCCUUUUUUAGCCCUUUUCAAAUUUGCAGAUACAACAGAUAAAAUAUUAAUGUUUUUUGGCGCCCUUGCAGCUGUUAUAAAUGGUGCAGCAAUGCCAACAGUAUCAAUAGUGUUUGGUUUAGUGGUUGACGCAUUUAAACCAACAAAAUUUAAUGAAGAUCCAGACUAUGAUGUUUAUGGUACUGUAAGAAGUAUCAGUUUUUAUCUUUUAAUGUUGGGUGGUGGUGUUUUUGUUUUAUCAUAUUUAGAAACAACUUUAUGGAUGAUUUCAGGUGAAAGACAAUCAAAUAAAGUAAGAAGACAAUAUUUAGAGUCAACUUUAAGACAAGAGAUUGGUUGGUUUGAUACAAAUAAAGCUAAUGAGCUAUCAUCAAGAAUUAAUUCUGAUACUGUUUUAUAUGAAGAAGCUAUUGGUGAAAAAGUAGGAAGAUUUAUUCAUUUUGUUGCAACAUUCAUUGCUGGUUUUGUCAUUGGUUUUACUAAAGGUUGGCAAUUGACAUUGGUUAUAACAUCAGUUUCACCAUUGUUGGCUAUUGGUGGGUUCUUUACUGCAAGAAUGAUGACCCAAAUGACAAAGCUCGGCCAAGAUGCAUAUAGUAGAGCAGGUGGUGUUGCAGAAGAAAAUAUUAGCGCAAUUAGAACAGUAGCAACAUUCUCUGGUGAAAAUUUGGCUAUCGACAAGUAUUCUGAAAAUUUAAAGGAAGCUAGAUCAGUUGGGUAUAAAAGAGCAUUUUAUAAUGGUUUGGGUAUUGGUUUUGGUCAAUUGGUCAUUUUAGGUACAUAUGCAUUAGCUUUUUGGUACGGUUCAACUUUAAUUUCUAAAAAGGUAAUAAACUCUGUUGGUGGUAAUCCAUGGACUGGUGGUGAUGUCGUUGCAGUAUUCUUUUCAGUUAUUAUUGGUGCUACAUCUAUUGGUCAAGCUUCACCAUGCUUAGCAAUUUUUGCACAGGGUAGAGGUGCUGCGUUUAAAAUUUUUCAAGUUAUUGACCGUAAAUCUGCAGCUAAUCCAUUUUCAACCGAGGGUAUUAAACCAGAAGUUUUGUCAGGUGAAAUAGAGUUCAAAAAUGUUGGUUUCCAUUAUCCAGCAAGACCAAAUAACCCAAUUUUCAAAAACUUUAAUUUAAAAAUUAAACCAGGUCAAACAAUUGGGCUUGUUGGUGAUAGUGGUGGUGGUAAAUCAACUAUCAUUUCUCUAUUGGAACGUUUCUAUGACCCAUCUGAAGGUGAAAUUCUUUUAGACGGUGAGGACAUCAGAAAUUUUAAUGUUAAGGGUCUUCGUGAAAAAAUAGGAUUGGUAAAUCAGGAGCCAGUUCUAUUCGCAACUACAAUUAGUGAAAACAUUCGUUAUGGUAAAGAAGGUGCCACACAAGAUGAAAUUGAAGAAGCUGCCAAAUUAGCAAAUGCUCAUUCAUUUAUCACCCAGUUACCUCAUGGAUAUAAUACCUUGGUUGGUGAAAAGGGUGUUCAAAUGAGUGGUGGUCAAAGACAGCGUAUUGCAAUUGCUCGUGCCAUUAUCAAGAAUCCAAAUAUUUUGUUAUUGGAUGAAGCCACAUCUGCUUUAGAUGACAUUAAUGAAAGAGUUGUUCAAGAGGCAAUUGAUAUGUUGAUGAGAGGUCGUACUUGUAUCGUAAUCGCCCAUCGUUUAUCAACCAUUAGAAAUGCUGAUGUAAUUAUUUAUAUUAGAGGUGGUCAAGUAGUUGAGACAGGUUCUCACGACGAGUUGAUGGCCUCACAAGGUUUAUAUUAUAAUCUUGUCGAAAAACAAACCCAGCAGCAAAUGUAUAACCUUCUCGAUAUGAAUAGAUCAAGAAGAGCAAGCACGUUCUCAGAUGUUAACCCAUUAUUAGAUAGUUUCCAUGUUUCCAAAAGAUCCAUUAGAAAGCGUGAGCCAGAGUCAUCAAAAAAACAAAAAGAAGAGGAAGAGAAGAAAAAGAAAAAGAAAUCAGAGGAUAUCCCAAUGUCGCGUGUUAUCAACUAUAAUAAAGGAGAAUAUGGUUUGUGGUUCUUUGGUUUCUUAUCAGCUGUUGGAACGGGUGCAGUGUAUCCAGGUUUUACUAUGGUAUUUACUGAAAUGUUAACAAUUUUCCAAAACCCAGAUCCAAACUAUCUCACCGAACAUGCUAAUUUUGUAGCAUUAAUGUUUGUGGCAUUGGCAGUUGGUGCUGGUAUCAGUAAUUUCUUCCAAGGUUUCUUAUUCUCAGUUAUUGGCGAAAAGUUAACAUAUAGAUUGCGUAAAGAUUGUUUCUCAUCGAUUAUGAAACAAGAUAUUGGUUGGUUUGAUUUACAAGAGAAUUCGUGCGGUAAAUUAACAUCACAUUUAGCUUCAGAUGCAGCAUUGGUACAGGGUAUGACAAGUCAACGUUUAGGUAUUGUUUUACAAAAUCUUCUAACAAUGUUGGGUGGUUUAGCAAUUGCAUUUUAUUCGGGUUGGCAACUAACAUUGGUUAUUAUUGCAUGUUUCCCAUUGGUAAUCAUUACAAGUAAAAUUCAAAUGCAAAUUUUGGCAGGUUUUUCAAAGAAUGACGGAUGUGGUCCAGCAGGGCAAGUUGCAAGUGAGGCUAUUUCUGGUAUUAGAACAGUCGCAUCAUUUACAACAGAAAAACAGGUUGUAGAGUUAUAUAAAAAACAAUUAAAAGGUCCAUCUCGUGAAGGUAUUAAAAAAGCUCACAUCAGUGGUUUUGCUUAUGGAUUUACCCAGUUAAUUCUAUUUUGUACAUAUUGUUUAUCAUUCUGGUAUGGUGGUAAAUUAGUUGGAUCAGGUGUUUUCCAUGCUACAAGCACAGAGAUUAGCAAUAAUUGUAAUGAUCAAACUAUUCCACAACUUUGGAAUGACUAUGACGUUUGUGUAAGUGCCAUCAAUACAAUCUAUGGGUUCAAUGCAAUGACUAGGGUAUUUUUUGCAAUCGUAAUGAGUGCUAUUGGUAUUGGUCAAGCCUCAUCCUUUGCACCAGAUUUGGCCAAAGCUAAAGUUGCAGCAAUUUCAGUAUUUAAAUUAAUUGAUACACUAUCAAAGAUCGACCCAAGCUCAGAAGAGGGUGAAAGGAUCAAUAUUGUUGUUGGUGACAUGGAAUUUAAGAAUCUUCACUUUGCAUAUCCAUCACGUCCAGAUAACAAUGUAUUUAGAGGUUUUUCACUUGCAAUCCCAUCAGGAACAACCAAUGCUUUUGUAGGCGAUAGUGGUGGUGGUAAAUCAACAAUUCUAUCAUUAUUAUUGCGUUUUUAUAACCCAGCAGUUGGUGAAAUCUUUAUUGACGGUCAUAAUAUUCGUAAUUUAAAUGUUAAACAUCUAAGAAGCUUAUUUGGAUUGGUUGGCCAAGAACCCACUUUAUUUAGCGGUACAAUUGCAGAUAAUAUUCGUUAUGGAAAACUAGAUGCUACCCAAGAAGAAAUUGAAGAGGCUGCACGUUUAGCAAAUGCACAUACAUUUAUUACUCAAUUCAAAGACGGUUAUAGCACUCAAUUGGGUGACAAGUAUACACAACUUAGUGGUGGUCAAAAACAACGUAUUGCUAUUGCUCGUGCAAUUAUUCGUAACCCAAAGAUUUUAUUAUUAGAUGAAGCAACAUCUGCUUUAGAUGAAGAUAACUCUAAAUUGGUUCAAGAUGCUCUAAAUAAUGUAAUGAAGGGUCGUACUACUUUGGUAAUUGCUCAUCGUUUAUCAACUAUCCAAAAUGCCGAUUGCAUUGCUUAUGUUCGUGCUGGUCAAAUUAUAGAAAAAGGUACACAUGAAGAAUUGGUUGAAAAUGAUGGUGCAUAUGCUCAAUUAAGUUCAAGACAAUUAAAUCACUAAUACUAAAUUUUAUUUUUAUAAAAAAAAAAAUAAAAAAAAAAUAAAAACUAUAAAAAUAUAAAAUUAUAAAACAAUUAAUAAAAUAUUUUGUGUAAUAAAAAAAAGUUUAAAAU
Dictyostelium purpureum is the source of this 4477-nucleotide messenger RNA. RefSeq names its product ABC transporter B family protein (gene ABCB3). Gene Ontology annotation, biological process: transmembrane transport. Gene Ontology annotation, cellular component: membrane. Lineage: Eukaryota; Evosea; Eumycetozoa; Dictyosteliales; Dictyosteliaceae. The transcript is spliced from 2 exons. The record is from RefSeq and is a predicted model, not a curated record. Gene Ontology annotation, molecular function: ABC-type transporter activity; ATP binding; ATP hydrolysis activity. The coding region runs from base 153 to 4364 and encodes 1403 amino acids.